GAUCUGGAGUCGGUGUUCAGAGACUCACUCGCCGUUUGGUUCAGUGAAUCACUCGCUGAUCUGGAGUCAGUGUUCAGAGAUUCAUUCCGAAUUGCAUAUAAACUCUGCGCGGUUCGGUUCGGUUCGGUGUCAGAAAUCAUGGCGGAGGAAAUGAUCCUGAAGGUUUUGUGUGGGAAUCACGGCUCAAUGGAGUACGAGCGUCUUUUGGAAAUUUCAUACGGACUGAAAGAAAUAUCCGCGGAGAAUUCCCUGGAUAAAAUCAUCCAGCGCAGAGACAUCUUCACCGUCAUUCAGCGAAGCAAAAGCAAAGAGGUUUUCGCUCAAACUACCGUCAAACUGUGUAGAAAGAGCGAGUGUGUGGAGCUGUGUGGAGACCUCCACCUGUGUAAAUAUGAGCUGAUGAUGGGGCGCUGCAGCAGGCACAGCUGCAGUUACGGACACCAGCUGAUGUCUGAACACAACGUGCGGAUCAUGAGAGCUCAUGGGAUGAUCCGUCUGAGUCGACAAGAUCUGUGUGUGGUGUUUCUGCAGUCCGACAGCGGCCUCCUGCCUCCUGUGUGCACCGCGUACAACCGGCGUGGAAACUGUCCGGACGGAGAGAAGUGCUCGAGGCUGCACUUGUGCGAGAGCUUCAUCAGAGGACGCUGUGUAGACACGGACUGCGGACGCUCGCAUGAUUUCCACGAACCUCACGUGAGAAAAGUGCUGCGCUUCAGAGGAGUGUCUCAGCAGCUCAUGAGCUCUCUGCCCUUCAUCUACCGCAACAUCCUCACGCUCAAGACACUCAAGACUCAACCGGACCACAGAAACACAGACGUCCAGCCUCGAAGAAGCUCUGACGCUGAGACUGAGAUCUGUCUGUCGUUUGUCAGAGGAUUCUGCGGAGCAGAUAAAUGCAGUAAAACACACUGUAAAAUGCCUUAUAAGUGGGAGGUGAAGGUGGGCCACUUGUGGCACGAUUUACCCAACAGUGAACCGAUCGAGCGAGAUUACUGCCAGCCGUCCAACAUACACAGUUCUGGAAACGAGCCGGUGUGCUUCGAAGAAAUGACUCUGGGUCUGGACGAGGUCCGGCGUCUCUCCACGCAGUCCUCUGUUCUCCUGCCCGGCUUCGCCCUCACCACCCGCUGGAGCUGGUUCUGGAAGGACGAGUACAAGCGCUGGAUCCAGUACGGCUCGAUCGCGGAGAUGCACCGGUUGUCUUCGGUCAGCAGCGAGCAGCUGGAGCUCAGAUAUCAGGAGCAUCUGCGGCAGGAGCAGGAGGACGCUGGGAUCAAGUUCAGUGUGGGGAACCGCUUCUACGAGCUCCGCUUCACAGACAUGAAGCAAAGAAACGAGGCGAGCGGCAACGAGAGGCCUGUGAGGCGGCGGCCCGUGUUCGUCUCGUCGCUCGACGUCCAGAUCGCCAGAGCGAGAUGUUGCGGAUCCAUUAAAACGUGUUUUUCGAAAGGCGUUCCUGGAUUUUGGGACCAAAAUGCCGUUCCUGAUUUCGGAUUUCAGAGAGUGUGUCUCCUGCCGUCUCACAGGGAUUACGUGAGAGUCCACGAGCGCUUCACACAAACUCUGAGGGGGUUUACCGUCCGUCGGAUCGAGCGUGUGCAAAACAGGGAACUCUGGGAUGACUUCAUGAUAAAAAAGGAGCGAAUGAAAAUUACGAACAAGCAGGAGAAGUUUGGGGAUCGGCUGUUAUUCCACGCCACCGAAUCGUCUCUCGUCGAAGAUGCAUGUCUGAGAAACAUUGACUUUGAGACGUCGGAUUCAGCACCGUAUGGACAGGGGAUCUACUUCUCGAAGGACUCCAGGUACUGGAUGGAGCGAGCGGACGGCUCUGACGUGAGGCUGAUGUUCGCCUGCAGGGUGCUGGUUGGGUUCUACACCAGAGGAGCGGCUCAUCUCCGUCAUCCUCCGGCCAGAAACACUGAUGGACGUCUCUACGACAGCUGUGUGGAUAAUCCUCGAGACCCGGCUGUGUUUGUAGUGUUCGACAGGUGUCAGAUCUACCCAGAGUUUCUGAUUACCUUCGAGGACAGUAACGAGUGUUUCCUGCCUGAGAUCGCUCGGGUCCACACGAACGAAGAGCAGAGCGACUCCAGCAGGAGAACAAGCUCCAUCAGUUCUCUCGAGGAUCCAGAACACACUUCAUCCUCCGACAGAACAACAGAACCGCUCAUCACGCUCUCAAGAUCAACAUUAGACACACACGUGGGCACAAACACUGCACUUCCUGUCUCAGAUGAACUUCACGUUCCUGCUAAAAAAAUCCCUGUACUUCCUGUCUCAGAGAAACUCUUAGUGCCUCGAGAGCACUUCCUGUCUCGAGUGUUAGUACCACGAGAGCUUUUCCUGUCUCCAGUGGAAGUGCCUCGAGAUCACUUCCUGUCUCCAGUGUUAGUGCCUCGAGAGCACUUCCUGUCUCCGGUGGUUGUAGUCCUGUGUCUCUGA
Messenger RNA from Carassius carassius (crucian carp), 2442 nucleotides. RefSeq names its product protein mono-ADP-ribosyltransferase PARP12-like. Gene Ontology annotation, molecular function: metal ion binding; NAD+ poly-ADP-ribosyltransferase activity. The transcript has 13 exons. The coding region runs from base 139 to 2442 and encodes 767 amino acids. The record is from RefSeq and is a predicted model, not a curated record. NCBI's taxonomy places the organism in Eukaryota, Metazoa, Chordata, Actinopteri, Cypriniformes, Cyprinidae.